CCUCAUGUCGCGCGCCGCUCUACUGCAACGCGCUCUCACCUUCGUUCCCUCCCAUGGGUUCACACGCUCUGCACUCACCCUCUCUUCUGUGGAUGGACAGCCGCUGUCGGAUACCGCCGUCACGGCGUUGUUCGGCAGGGGCGACGAAGCGGAGCGCACCCUGUUUCGCGCGUGGCUCGAGGAAGGGAAGAAGGAUAUGCGGGAGGGAUUGAGCGAAAGCGGGAAUUCGACAGUCGUGGCACAGGGGAACGGAGAUAAAGAAAAGUUGUACGCUUUGCUGGCAAGACGAUUGAGGUGGAACGAACCUGUCCUUGACUACCUGCCUGACGCAUUUGCACUCCUCUCUUCUCCCUCUCUCGAUCCUCCGUUCUCACUACCUCUCCCGCUGAGCAUUACCCUACCUCGAUUGCGUCUGAUACCGGGACUGGCACAUGUGAGUGCCGUGGCAGACGAAGCAUGCUGGCUCCUCUCCGAGCCUAAUGACCCACCUGGAGCAGGGAAGUACUACGCCCAACGCGCGCGGAUCGGUACUAUCUACGCGCUCUCCGAGCUCCAUCAGCUCUCCUCUCCCUCCCCUUCCUCCCGGACCGACCACUUCUUACGCGAUAUGCUCAAUUUUACUGGUACGCUGCCCCAGGUCGCUGGGGAAGUGGGCACGUUCUUGAAAUUUGUGGGGAGGAGCUGGGCGGGGAUCUUGAGGAGUCGGGGGAUGUGAGCGGAAGAGUUGAUGUGGGGAUGUGGGAGAUGAGAGGGAAGAAGGAUGUGGUGGAAUAGGAAUCACGCGGAAUAUUUGAGCGUAUUACCAAGUCACGCCCGACCAUGGUGGAAGAAUGGCCGCUUUUCUACUGUUAGAGCUCACAAGGACAGGCUGGCACGUUGCACAAUAUUAUCGGAAGAAUUUCUCACGACUAUUACAAGCAGAAUGGAGAAGCCAUCUGUGAAAUCUGGCCUCUCAAGCUCCUCGGUGGUUAUUCUACUAGAGGGGACAGAUAUCUCCGUGACAUUUGAGAUAAGUGACGCCGCCCGUCUCCAGAUUCACCUCACAAGUCUGCCUCUGCACCGCCGGCAAGGAUGCCCCGGCUCACAGGUGUCACAAGUCACUUCCCCCGUUUCCAAGUUCUUCCAGGAUGUCUGCCUCUAGAAUACCAGAGGAUGGGUUACUUCAA
Messenger RNA from Dacryopinax primogenitus, 1166 nucleotides. RefSeq lists its product as uncharacterized. Lineage: Eukaryota; Fungi; Basidiomycota; Dacrymycetes; Dacrymycetales; Dacrymycetaceae. The coding region runs from base 5 to 715 and encodes 236 amino acids. The transcript has 5 exons. The record is from RefSeq and is a predicted model, not a curated record.